Guyanagaster necrorhizus is the source of this 1718-nucleotide messenger RNA. RefSeq lists its product as uncharacterized. Lineage: Eukaryota; Fungi; Basidiomycota; Agaricomycetes; Agaricales; Physalacriaceae. The transcript has 3 exons. Bases 179 to 1669 code for a protein of 496 amino acids. The record is from RefSeq and is a predicted model, not a curated record.
CGUUUUCGGAACGGUGGGCCAUGUUUACGCGCGCGCUUACCUGCCUCGCGUACGUACCGGGACCCACUAGGAUCAUUCAAGCACUCUUUUCUAUCGCCCACCCUUGUCGGAACCGGUUGUGAAAGUCCUCCAUUUAUAGCUUUGCGAUUUGACCGAUCUGGAUUUUUUUGGAUAGCAGAUGGCCAAGACGGCUCUUCUGCAUGCGUUGGAGCGGUUUGAUGAAGCCGAUCAGGAUGGAGAGCACCUCAGAGAUCAUGAUACUAGUCAGAACCUGACUGUUUCUACGGAAACUUCUCUAAUGAGCGAUGAAGAGGAUGUGGACGAGGAGGAGGAGGAAGACAUAGGAUUUCAAGCGGCCCUAGCUGCGUCUAGGUCAGAUACGGAGGAUACACUCAAACAAGAGGAGCUGGAGCUUCAGAAAGCCAUCGAGGCAUCGAAUGACGUAGAUCAGGAUGUGAAGCUGAUGUUGGACACCGAACGAGCUAUCAAGAUGUCUCUGGGGCAGGAAAAGACGUUGAAGGAGAUGCGGAAAGUCCAAGAGGAGGAGUUCCUUCGUAGUUUCUCCGGGGAAUCACCCACGAUCCCGUCGUUCGAUCUGCCCAGUUAUGCCUCUUCCAUAUCUAACAUAACAACUGAUGGUACCGGAUCUCUUCCACGACAUCAUCCAUUCCUUUCUCCUCCGACUUCUGUCAUUUUGGGCCUCGAUGCUACUACUGUGUCUUCCCAAUUUAUCUUUCCGGAACCAAGGAUUCCUGUUCCCAGUGAUUCAGGUUCAACUGUCACGGAUAUUGAUAUUAGUCCUUUUCCGCUGCCGCCUGUGUCACCUUCGAUCUGUUCUGAGGAAGUGGCUGAGCUCUCAUCUGAUAGGGAGAAGAAUCCUUUGCACGACUCCGAACCUGGGCAUAUAUCCUCCGUUCCACGGGGUACCCCUCCGUGUAAAGGAUAUUUUCUAAGGCCUAUAUCGAAUCCUGCUCCUGAAACUGUUGGUACUGAAAAUGCCCCCUUGCCCGAAAUAAUGGAUAAGGCUUCCAUUUCCCAGAACCAACAUCGGUUUUCACAUCGAGACAUUCACAUUCAUACGAUCCCGAUAAAGGAAAUUGGAGGCAGACACCCCAUCAUCAUACCUGUGCAAGGAGAAGAUGAGCAUCAACCAUUCUCCCAGCCAGACCGCAUAGUGGCAUUUUGCUCUUCUUCUCGUCCUGAUAACUUCGCAGCUCGCUUUACUGCCCUUGAGAUGGACGAUGUUCCAUUUCCAGAAGUGCGUCAAACGACAAGGAAAGCCCCUUCCCGACAGAAACGGAGCCAUAAACGCGCUUUUUCUAUGCGAAGUGCUCAUAUGACCUGCGUCCCCGACCCCGACUCGACGACAUCGAAUGCGUUAGUUCAAGGGGAAGCUGAUACAGAGCCGGCAAGCAUACAAUCCAGCGCGAAUUCUCAAAAGUCUGAAGAUAGCACUCCCAGCUUAUUCGCGCGCUUGGCCAUUUCCCCAUCACAUGUUCCUCCCAAACAUCCCUCCACGUCGAACUGCUAUUUCUGGGUGAGCGAUCUCCUCGCUGACAUCGAACCAUGCAUGUCUCUUCAGUUGUUCAGGAAGACGACGCGACCUAUAUUCUCUGACCAAUGCUUGUGCUUCAGCUGCGGCGCCAUGUCUGUACACAAUUUUCAGUAAAGCGUCCAAAUGACUAUGCUGUCCAUCCAUGAAAGUCUCACAUGCUACU